CAGCCGACAUGGAUCCGUAUGGCGGUGAUGGCCAUCAGCCGGAUCCCGACAGUGGACUCCAAGAGUCCAUGUGGCGUUUGGAACUUGGUGGUGGCGGCAAUCGUGGUGGCGGGUUACCAGAGAGACCGGGGAAGCGGGACUGCGCUUACUAUUUGCGGACCGGAACUUGUGGGUAUGGUGAGAGAUGCCGCUACCAUCACCCCCUUGAUCGCGUCAGUACGCAGGUAGCCGGGCCUGCGAGGCUGGUAGCUGGAGAGUAUCCGGAACGCUAUGGCCAGCCUUUUUGUGAGUACUUCUUGAAGACUGGGACUUGUAAGUUUGGCUCUUCUUGCAAAUACCACCAUCCUAGACAAGGAGAUGGAUCCGUUCAGCUGGUCUUAUUGAACAGCUAUGGAUAUCCACUACGCCCGGGUGAGGAAGAGUGCUCAUACUUUAUGAAGACGGGGAAAUGCAAAUUUGGCUUAACUUGUAAAUUCCAUCAUCCACAAACUACUAGCGCCUCUAUGCCCUCUCCUGCACCUGUGUUUUAUCCAAUGGUGCCAACUACGUCUAUUGCUACACCACAACAGUACCCUGAGGUGGGAGUUUGGCAGGUUGGGAGGUCUUCUUCGGCAUUGUCUGGUGCAUACAUGCCAAGUUCAUAUGGCCCCGUGUUGUUUUCACCUAGGGUUCUUCCAGUCCCUGGUUGGAAUGCUUAUCCGACACCAAUAAAUGAGUCUGCUUCUUCUGGCGCUCAACAAUCUACUCAAGUAGAACCACUUUAUUGGCAACAUUCUCAGUUGUCUUCCUCUGCAUCAGCAUACUCUGGUUCCUAUCCUCUUGUAACUUCUUUAGUUGGGCCUUCAACUAAUAAUAAUCAGAUAGAGCAGAACCUUCCACAGAGACCUGGUCAACCUGAGUGUCAAUUUUUCAUGAGAACAGGGCAGUGUAAAUUUGGGGCCGCAUGUAGAUAUCAUCAUCCACCAAACUGGAGCAUAACUGCAACAAAUUGCUCACUGAAUCCUCUAGGCCUUCCCCUUCGACCAGUUAUGGAUUUGGGGAAGGUGAUUGACAAUUCUGAGAUGCAUGAUAGUCUAUACUUGCUCAAAGAAAAUAACUUUAUUGGGGGCUCAGCCCUGUGCUUACUAUACUCAACAUGGUACCUGCAAAUUCGGUCGGACAUGCAAAUUCGAUCACCCAAUCAGUACAUUCGGUUAUAAUUCCGCGUCUUUAAUCGACGUCCCUGCCGCGCCUUACCCUUUUUGAAUCUCACUUCUAAUGUGAGCUCCUUACCCAAUAGCAAUAUUUCUCAUUCCUACAAACGAGGGCCUGAUUUCCCAAUAGCAAUAUUUCUCAUUUAUCUUUGGAUCAUGUAAGGGCAGUUUUUUUACCCCCUUCCAUUAUUUAAUCCAGUUUUCUGAUGUCUUAUUCAAGCUGUAACAGUACAUAGAUCAGAUUGGUCACAUCUCCAUUUCUGGCUGAGGAGCAGUAUCCAGAAUUAAUAUUAAAGCUGUCGAUGCAUUAUGCAUAUGGUGAGGUUCCAAUGCAUUCUUCACUAUUCUUAACACGGAUAAAAAAUGAUCAUACUUUAUGUAUGUAUUUAUUUAUUUGGACAACUACAUUUUUCUCAGUUCUAUAGCCCUACUUGGAUCAAUUUCUGAUGGUUAGUC
Messenger RNA from Phalaenopsis equestris, 1649 nucleotides. RefSeq names its product zinc finger CCCH domain-containing protein 6-like. The transcript has 8 exons. The record is from RefSeq and is a predicted model, not a curated record. Gene Ontology annotation, molecular function: mRNA binding; metal ion binding. Bases 9 to 1199 code for a protein of 396 amino acids. NCBI's taxonomy places the organism in Eukaryota, Viridiplantae, Streptophyta, Magnoliopsida, Asparagales, Orchidaceae.